Molecule: messenger RNA, 465 nt
Organism: Desarmillaria tabescens
Lineage: Eukaryota; Fungi; Basidiomycota; Agaricomycetes; Agaricales; Physalacriaceae
Exons: 5
Coding region: 1-465 (154 amino acids)
Source: RefSeq, a predicted model, not a curated record
AUGGCUGAAAACCGAGGAAUGAAGCGCAAAAGAAACGAGGCACCAAAGGAGAAGGAUUUAGGUGUAAAAAUUGGUGGAAAAUUGCAUCACGAUUUAAAGGAAGCCAAAAAAGCGGCAAAGAAGGCCAAGACUUUUGAGACUCAGAAGCUUGUAAAGAAACUCAAGACGUUACGAAACAAAAAUGAAGAUUACUCGCAAAUAACGGAGUGCGAAUCCGAGUUGGAUGAGCUCAAGGGUCUGAAUCACGAGGCUGUAGCAAGAACUGCGCUACGGUCGAAACUGCUCAAAGACAGGAUACUCGCCGGAAAUGAGCACGUACAAGCUGCGUUGUCAGACCAGCUCCAGUCUAAUCUUCUGGGCGGGAGUACCAAAGUCCAGAGCCGUAUCCUCAGCUCCAAGGUUCUCGCUGUUGAAAUUGCCAAUAUCAUUGAGAGUCUUCGAGCGGUUAUCCUUCCUCCUGACUGA